UACUGCAGAGAGAGAACUGCAUCGAAAAAACACACCGGAAGGCAUUAACUACCUCAGUUCUACAGUGUGAUAGCAGCAAAUUCAGAUUCGUAAGACACAAGCAACUCGCCUGGUGCAAUGGCUAACAAUCAGAGCCAUCCACUUUUCCUCUCUCAAACAAAGCCGGACCAAUGAACACCACAGCCAGUGAGGGUAUCUUCCUGUGGUGACUGCAGAGUCCAGGGUUUUCCCCUGUUGCAUCUCCAGAUCCACCACUCUGCUUCACUCUGCUCUGCUCCCAAACCCCUCCACCAGCUUACAUCCAUCCCCCUCUGCCCCCUUCCUACCCCCCUGUACUUCCACCCCUGAACCUCCAUCAGAGUUAUAAUGGACGACAGCUACGAUAACAGGACAUCCUUAGUGAAGGGGGCCAAGGACAUCGCCAAGGAGGCCAAGCGGCACGCCGUGAAAAAGGUCAACAAGGUCGUGGACAGCGCCACAGACGAGUACUCCCAGCGCAAAUACAGCCGUUUCGAGGACGAGGUAGACGUGGGGGACGACUUUUACCAUAAUCCCCUGAGGCAGGACGGAGGCUACAAUGACAACGACCAGGCCAGUGAUGCCAGCGAUGCCACAGAGGGCCAUGAUGACGAAGAUGAGAUUUACGAGGGGGAGUACCAGGGGAUCCCAGCAGCUGAAGACAGGCGGGCCAGGGAGGGGCAGGUGGCUCUGGGGCAGCCCGUCACAGACAGCCUGAGAGAACGUAAGGAGCUGGAGAAGGAGAGGCAAGCGGACGAGGAAGAACUGGCCCAGCAGUAUGAGCUGAUCAUCCAGGAGUGUGGCCAUGGCAGGUUCCAGUGGCAGCUGUUCCUGGUGCUGGGCCUGGCCCUCAUGUCGGAUGGGGUGGAGGUGUUUGUGGUGGGGUUCGUUCUGCCCAGCGCCGAGACGGACAUGUGUGCUCUGGGUGGCUCCAACUCCAGAUCUGGAUGGCUAGGCAGUAUUGUGUACCUGGGGAUGAUGUUGGGAGCGUUUUUCUGGGGGGGCAUGUCAGACAAGGUGGGCCGCAGACAGUGUCUGCUCAUCUGCAUGUGUGUGAACGGCUUCUUCGCCUUCCUGUCCUCCUUCGUUCAGGGCUACGGCAUGUUCCUGCUCUGCCGCGUGAUCGCAGGCUUUGGAACAGGGGGGGUUGUGCCUAUAGUCUUCUCCUUUUUUGCGGAGGUGCUGUCCAGAGAGAAGAGAGGGGAGCACCUGAGCUGGCUGUGCAUGUUCUGGAUGAUUGGAGAGAUCUAUGCUUCAGCCAUGGCCUGGGCCAUUAUACCACACUACGGCUGGAGUUUCAGUAUGGGUUCGGCCUACCAGUUCCAUAGUUGGAGAGUGUUUGUGGUGGUCUGCGCCCUGCCCUGCGUCUGUGCUGUGGUGGCUCUCACCUUUAUGCCCGAGAGCCCCAGGUUUUACCUGGAGGUGGGGAAGCAUGAUGAGGCUUGGAUGAUCCUCAAACAGAUCCAUGACACCAACAUGCGAGCGCGUGGGCAGCCGGAAAAAGUCUUCACUGUGAACAGAAUCAAGAUCCCCAAGCAUCUGGAUGAGCUGGUGGAGAUGAAGUCAGAGUCGGGGAACGCAGUCUCCAAGGCCCUCUUCAGGUCAAAGACAGAGCUACGUGGGAUCUUGGUUAACUUUAUUAAGUGUUUUGACUACCCUCUGAAAGAAAACACUAUCAAGCUGGCUAUUGUGUGGUUUACACUGUCAUUUGGGUACUACGGCCUGUCUGUGUGGUUCCCUGAUGUCAUCAAGCAUCUUCAGGCAGACGACUAUGCCUCCAAGGUGAAGACCCACAGCAACGAACGCAUCGAGGACUUCACCUUCAACUUCACCCUGGAGAACCAGAUCCACACCAACGGGGUCUUCAUCAGCGACAGAUUUCUUAAUAUGAAGUUGAAGUCCGUCACCUUCAUUGACUCCACCUUCCGUAACUGCUACUUUGACGACGUGACGUCAGUGGGAUCCUACUUCCGGAACUGUACCUUCAUCGAGGCAUUCUUCUUCAACACUGACAUCGAUGAAUCAAAACUGAUAGACGGCACAGAGGUGAUCAACAGCUCGUUCCACCACAACAAGACGGGCUGUCAGAUGACGUUUGACGACGACUACAGCGCCUACUGGGUCUACUUUAUCAACUUCCUGGGAACUCUAGCUGUUCUACCCGGCAACAUUGUUUCUGCACUGCUCAUGGAUAAGAUUGGACGCCUAUCGAUGUUAGGUGGCUCCAUGGUUCUGUCAGGGAUCAGUUGUUUCUUCCUGUGGUUCGGCACCAGUGAGUCGAUGAUGAUCUUCAUGCUGUGCCUUUACAACGGCCUGAGCAUAUCAGCCUGGAACUCACUGGACGUGGUCACCACAGAGUCCUUCCCUACAGACAGGAGAGGGACAGGUUUUGGGUUCUGUAAUGCUCUGUGUAAGUUAGCUGCCGUGUUGGGGAACGUGAUCUUUGGUUCGCUGGUUGGCAUCACCAAGGCCAUCCCCAUCCUCCUGGCCUCAUCUGUGCUGGUGUGUGGAGGUCUGGUGGGGCUCCGGCUGCCUGAUACUCGGGCCAACGUCCUCAUGUAGUCCCAGGAAGGACCACCUCACCUGGGGAAGACCUGAGCCAAACCUGGGGACGGCAUGGGAAACAAGGAGCAGAAUGGUGCAAAGGGUUUAGUUCAAAUGUUUCCUUAUCGAUUCCGAUAUUUGAUUUCUUUAUUGCCCCUUUUGGUCUCACAGGGAGUUSAAUUUCAUAACCCCCCCAUCCCAUAUCUCUUUGAAACAGUAUACUUUUACUUUAUCAAUGUAUUUAUGUACAGGACCCAAGUACCAGACCUUCUGGAUACAUCCCUGGGGUCGAGAGAGAACUCCUAUUUCUUAGUGAAUGUAUUGCUUGGGAAUGUCACAACACCCCUCUAAGAUUAAAUCAAUAUUUUAAUGUUAUUUUAUCAUGAUAUAAUCAUAACAGUUAGUGGAUAUUUUAGUUAAGCUUGUGGCUCAUUGGCUAUCUAUAUGACUUAUUGCCUGUGGAUUAUGUCCAUCCAUACCAUCAUAGUAUUAGCUGUGAAGGAAACUCUGUGGGUCCUGUAGUCUGUUCUAUAGUUGGUUGAUGUGAAGUCUAGAUCAGUGGUGUAUGUGUGAGGAAAUAUCAGUGUCAAUGGCUGUCGGCUAUGAGUUGGCUGGUGGAAUCAGUACUGGGUUAGUGCUAUGAGAGUUGUGUAGAUAUCAGCAGUGCCUGUUGCGUUGUACUAUAUGAGUACAGUUUGUCUGGAGCCAUUGCAGGGACAGGGUUAGUGAGUGCUGUAAAUAUCAAUGUGUUUUUAUUAGGCCAAAACAGAUGGAGGAGAGAGGGAAAAACAAGCUGUAAUGAGCACAGCCAGCCUGCUGUGGGAGAGAAGGGGGAAUAGAUUAUCAGAAAGACUGGAGAGAUCAAACAGCUGCAACACAGGUGGCCUGGACAGAGAGACAGACUGGCAGGGAGGCAGAACCAGAGAGAGAACAAGCGUAUUUCUGGGCUACCGUGAAGAGUAUAGAUGGAUCUUUGUCAGGCUUGACGUGUUCUCCUGUCUUUUCACAUGAUGUUUCUACUGUAUGUACCCUGCACUUGUUAUGUCUGCUGGAUAUGCGCACAUACCCUGAACGGUCAACCAUGAAGAGUCAUGGUGAUGGACAGGAUUUAACCCGCAGGAGCUGGUUUGAAGCCAAGCUUCUCACAGAUAACAUCAGAAACUAGAAUAACAUGUUAGUUUAUUAGUUUACACUGACAGAUGCAUAACGAGGUUUUUAUCAGUGUUCUGCCCCAGACUACCACAUUCACAUAUAGACACUCAGAUCUCCAAGCCCUUUGCACCAGUUCUCUACCCAAGAAUAAAAAGGCCAUAUUUAAUAUCUUUAAUUGUUGUUAUUUGAAGUGUACAUACUACAUCUAUCAAUAUGUCUUAAGAUAUUUACAUUAUUUGCAGGUAUGUAUCUGCAGCUGUUCAAAAAAUUUUGUUGGGGAAAAUGUAAGAAUCCCUUUUUUUUCUGUAUAAAAUAUUGUUCUCUCCUCCUAUAUGUUGUAUUGUAUUCAGGCUCGCAGAAAGGGCUUUGUUUAUGUUCAGCCUUUUGAUUUGGCGUUUCUGUUUAACGUUGCUUGUGGCAUUGAAUUUAUAUAGACAUGUCAUGCUGCUUCCUAUUCAAGAUACUGAAGGGCCUUUUUUAAAUGUGCCUCUCCUUCGCUGGAGRGUUCUCCGCAUAGACAACAGAAGGGUACAGGAGGUAAACAGGAAGUGAACUGUGUGUGUGGUGUGUGAUGUCCCUUCUCACUACAGUCAGCAUUUUCAAGUACAUCAUUACAUUGGUGUGACCGUGACAGAUAUGUGUGAAGGUACAACAUCCAUCCUAUCCGUUUCAUCUGUUUAAAAAAAGAUGCCCUCCCCUUUUGAGAUGGAGUUGGAAGAUGAUCUCAUUUAAACUGAAUUGGGGAGAUCAACUACCAUUUUAGAAAAACUGAGAGCAAUAAGCUACUUAUUAACUACUUGCAUAAGAGUGAGUGUAACUGCUCGCAUAUUUUAAGCAAUUUUUUAAAAGUUUUACAACUUUUUGAGUAAACAAUUUCAGUGCUUGUUAUAAAAAAAAAAAAUGAAACACCAUACUGACAAUUUGGAUGACAUUUUA
Messenger RNA from Salvelinus sp. IW2-2015, 4650 nucleotides. RefSeq names its product synaptic vesicle glycoprotein 2C-like. Gene Ontology annotation, cellular component: synaptic vesicle membrane. Lineage: Eukaryota; Metazoa; Chordata; Actinopteri; Salmoniformes; Salmonidae. The record is from RefSeq and is a predicted model, not a curated record. Gene Ontology annotation, molecular function: transmembrane transporter activity. Gene Ontology annotation, biological process: transmembrane transport; chemical synaptic transmission.